Messenger RNA from Cajanus cajan (pigeon pea), 1008 nucleotides. RefSeq names its product cotton fiber protein. The record is from RefSeq and is a predicted model, not a curated record. Lineage: Eukaryota; Viridiplantae; Streptophyta; Magnoliopsida; Fabales; Fabaceae.
UUGAACUCCCACCAAACCUCAAGUUUAUAAACACUCUAAAAUAAGCCUCAUCACACAAGCUUCACACUCCUGUCACUUCCCUAGCCUCCUGCAUGGCCAAACCACUAUAUCUAGAGGAAGAGUACUACAAACCAAAAGAGUAUGUAUCUACAUACCCUAAAGCAAAAAGUCUAUCCUUCCUUGCCUCUAUUUUCUCUCUUUUCAUCUACAUAUGUAUCUUUUAUACCUUCAACCUAUCUCCCUAUUCCCUCCUCAACAACAACAUCUUUUGGUUUUUCAUGUCCAACACCCUCAUCCUCAUCAUUGCUGUUGACUAUGGAGCAUUCUCUUCUUCCAAACAGAAACAAGAUCUCUAUGAAGAGUAUGUGCAGCAUAGUCAAGCCAGAAACUAUGUCUCCUCAUAUGAUGCAAAAGUUGAUAAACAAUGCAUUAUUCCCAAACAAAAGCUAGGUAGUCAUAAGCUGUUAGAGGAGAAGAAAGAAACUAUCUCUUUUCAAAAUAUCCCUGAACGUGUACUUGAAAUCGUGGCACUAAAUCAACCUAAGAAACCUAGUGGGUGCUCCAAUGAGAAAAAACCAACACUUCAUAACUUGCAAGUAGGUGAUGGUAGUGAAAAUUUUGUGGAGAAAGCAAUCCCUGCAAGAAUUUUCCGACGAAGUAAAUCUGAUAGACAUAAUAGAGCCAAGCAUGUGGUGCAUGAGGCGAGGGUGAACAAGGUGAAAAAGUCAGAGACUAUGAAGGUUGAAGCAAGUGUUGAGGAAGAAAAUAAUGAGUUUUCCAUUAUGUCAAAUGAGGAUCUUAAUAGAAGGAUUGAGGAGUUUAUUCAGAAAUUCAAUAGGCAGAUUAGAUCUCAGGCAACUAGAGAUGUUUAGAAGGUCUACCAAAAGUGCGUUAGAAUGUAUAGAGUAAUAAUUAUGAAUUAUGUUAAAAAAAAUUAUAGAGGAAUGUUCCAAACUGUCCUUGUUUUAAAUGUUGAAUAGCAUAGUCUUAAUUAUCUUUUCUCUGAUA